Penicillium nucicola is the source of this 624-nucleotide messenger RNA. It is a transcript of the gene mog1, whose product is annotated as Ran GTPase-binding protein MOG1. Gene Ontology annotation, cellular component: nucleus. The record is from RefSeq and is a predicted model, not a curated record. The transcript is spliced from 2 exons. Gene Ontology annotation, molecular function: guanyl-nucleotide exchange factor activity; small GTPase binding. Lineage: Eukaryota; Fungi; Ascomycota; Eurotiomycetes; Eurotiales; Aspergillaceae. The coding region runs from base 1 to 624 and encodes 207 amino acids. Gene Ontology annotation, biological process: protein import into nucleus.
AUGUCGCAAUUCACAGAACAAGAGUUCUUCGGAGGAGCCAUCAAAGGCGUCGUGCCCCAAGGCUGGAUCGACUCCAGCACCCUCCGCGAAGUCCCAGAUCACCAAGAGCUCUUCCUCUCGCCAAAAACACUCUCAACCCUCAUCAUCGAAAUCAACCAGCGCGUCUCAGAGGAAGAAGCCCAAAGCGCAUUGUCCAGCGUGAACUACCAGCUCUCAGGCCAAGACUUGCCCGACCAAGCCGCCGUCCUGUAUCACCUGCACGACCUCUGCGACGAAGGCGACACGAUGCAAGUCCUCGCCCCGCCACAGCGCGUGGACGUGCCCCAGAUCUCGGGCUCUGCGCCAUCAGGCGCUGCUUCUGUCAAGGCGUACCGAAGUGCGGUUUCUUUUACGACGCCUAAGAAGGAGGAUCCGUCUGUUUUUGUGACUGUGCAGUGUUAUUCGUUGCUUGUUAGGCUUGAAGCGCAGGAGACUGAUUUGUUGGUCUUCUUUAAUGUUCCUCGUGAAGAGUUUGAGAAGGAGGGGGAUGAGACUGGGUUCGGGAAUGAGGUGGGCGCUGCUGAGGAGGUUGUUGGCGCUCUUGUUGAGAAGUUAGAAAUUUGUGAUUGGGGGCUUUUCGUUUAG